CCAAUCAGAGCAGACCGUGUGGAAGUAAUGGCUCGCCUGCAGUUGUUCCUCUGCUGGUUCUUCUUGUGCGUUUGGGCGGCGGAGAGCGGAGAUAAGCCCAAGAAGAAGGACAUCAGGGACUACAAUGACGCGGACAUGGCGCGGCUGCUGGAGCAGUGGGAGGAAGAUGAUGACAUUGAAGAGGGGGACCUUCCGGAGCAUCGCCGCUCGCCUCCCCCGGUCGAUUUCUCCAAAGUAGACCCGUCCAAACCUGAGGAGCUGCUGAAGAUGUCCAAGAAGGGCCGAACCCUAAUGGUGUUUGCCACCGUGUCUGGAGAGCCCACUGAAAAGGAGACGGAGGAGGUCACCGGCUUGUGGCAAGGCAGUCUCUUCAAUGCCAACUUUGACAUCCAGAGGUUCGUGGUGGGCUCCAACAGGGUGAUCUUCAUGCUGCGGGACGGUAGCAUGGCCUGGGAGGUCAAGGACUUCCUGGUGGCUCAGGAGCGGUGUGCAGACGUCACCGUGGAGGGACAGGUGUUUCCGGGGAAGGGCGCAAACAAGGACGACCCGAAAUACAAGCAACAGAAAGAAGGCAGCGGCAAGAAGAGCAAAAAGUUGAAGUCUGAACUGUGAGGGAGCUGGUGGUCUGAAACACCUCUGACCAGCUCCAGAUCUGGGGGAGUUUGUGCUGGGAUGAAACUCGUCUGUAGAAGAUCUUCGGAUGAUGCAGCAGUUUCAAGUCAUGCUUCAUGACCACCUUCUACCCCCCUUCACCUGGAACUCUGUUCCCCUGCUCCCUCUGCCCCAACCCGGUUCCCCUCUGCCCCAACCCGGUUCCCCUCUGCCCCAACCCGGUUCCCCUCUGCCCCAACCCGGUUCCCCUCUGCCCCAACCCGGUUCCCCUCUGCCCCAACCCGGUUCCCCUCCUCCCUCUGCCCCAACCCGGUUCCCCUCCUCCCUCUGCCCCAACCCGGUUCCCCUCUGCCUCAACCCGGUUCCCCUCUGCCUCAACCCGGUUCCCCUCUGCCCCAACCCGGUUCCCCUCUGCCCCAACCCGGUUCCCCUCUGCCCCAACCCGGUUCCCCUCUGCCCCAACCCGGUUCCCCUCUGCCCCAACCCGGUUCCCCUCUGCCUCAACCCGGUUCCCCUCUGCCUCAACCCGGUUCCCCUCUGCCCCAACCCGGUUCCCCUCUGCCCCAACCCGGUUCCCCUCCUCCCUCUGCCCCAACCCGGUUCCCCUCUGCCCCAACCCGGUUCCCCUCUGCCCCUAACCCGGUACUUCUUGAACCCAUGGGUCUUUGACCGUGUGAACUUGUCUGGUCACAUCUCGACCAAGAUCCCCAUGGAAACCAACCAAUGCUCCUCGUUCUAGAAGGUACUCUGCUCAGCGUCCUUCAGGGACUAGUUGGAUCCGGAUGCAGUUUCGUUCCGAUACAGGCACAGAACCACUGACUGGAUCUUCCAGUUAGUGUAUGGUGUAAAAAGAGCACCUUACACCUCAUGCCAAACUUGUUAUUUUUCACUGAAUACUGAAAUAAACACUUUGAUAUCAAUGA
Molecule: messenger RNA, 1535 nt
Organism: Cololabis saira (Pacific saury)
Lineage: Eukaryota; Metazoa; Chordata; Actinopteri; Beloniformes; Belonidae
Gene: mesd
Product: mesoderm development LRP chaperone
Exons: 3
Coding region: 28-612 (194 amino acids)
Biological process (GO): protein folding
Source: RefSeq, a predicted model, not a curated record